Messenger RNA from Pochonia chlamydosporia 170, 609 nucleotides. Its product is annotated as O-methyltransferase. Lineage: Eukaryota; Fungi; Ascomycota; Sordariomycetes; Hypocreales; Clavicipitaceae. The transcript is spliced from 2 exons. The coding region runs from base 1 to 609 and encodes 202 amino acids. The record is from RefSeq and is a predicted model, not a curated record.
AUGAGUGUCCAGACAGAUAAAGAGGGGAUAUUUGACAAACAAGUUCCCCGUCCGGCUAAAUCGCCAGCCAAGACAGCCCAAAUUCAGGCACAGAACCGCCGACGGGAGUAUCUGGAGCGCAACCCAUCAUACCUAAGCAGUCUAGAUCACGAACUCGCAGACCCCGUUCUGUACGAACGCCUCAUAAAACGACACCAAACGCUAUCAGAGCGCCAACAAGAAGGCCAAGCAAAAGGGUACGGGCGCGUUCUCGAGGCAGACCUCGCCCGCGGGGAGACCCGCCUCUCUGCGCUGGCGACCGAAGCAGCAGGUGAGCAGAGGACGGACUUCACGCAUCGGCAUACAUGGCGGGCGCAAUCGGAUGUAGAUAACCCGUGGGAUGGGGAGGCUGUCACGAAGGAAGAAGGCGUGGAGCUGUGGAGGGAGUUUCUGAGGGAGCGGUUCAUACGUGGUGGAGAUGAGGAGUUUGAUUAUGCGGGCGUUGAUGGGGAUGAGGAGCUGGAUGUGGUGCUGAGGAGGGAUGAGGAGGAUAGAUGGUUUGAUGAGGAGGAGCCGAGUUGGGGGGACGGGGAGCGGAAGAUAGGUGAGACGGGGGUGCAGGAUUUUUGA